AUCUGUCGAUCCUUGGACCUUCAUCUGUAAAAAAGGAACUAAUCAAUGUGUACAAUACGCCCAAUGCUCUUUUGUUUGAAACAUCGUUGUGGUUUCCUGACGUGCGCACUUGGUCUUCUUUUUCAUCAGAAUUAGGGUAGGUGAAGGAGGAAAAGGAGGUGUUGGAAGUGGAGCACCAGCAUGGAUGAUAUCUACUUAUGGCUGUUGUCAUUCUUCUUACUUAUUGCACUUCUCAUCCUUAUCGUUUACCAGCUUAUGUGCUUAGCAGAUCUAGAGUUUGAUUAUAUCAACCCUUAUGACUCCUCAUCUCGGAUAAACCAAGUGAUUUUACCGGAAUUUGUCACGCAAGGGGUUUUAUUUGUCUUCUUUCUCAUAACAGGUCAUUGGGUUAUGGCACUGUUGUGUGCUCCAUACCUCUACUAUAAUGUGAGACUUUACACACGAAGACAGCACCUGGUAGAUGUAACUGAGAUAUUCAACUUGCUCCAUUGGGAAAAGAAACAACGGCUUUUCAAACUUGCCUAUCUUAUUGUUCUCCUCUUUCUCAGCAUAUUCUGGAUGAUCUGGUGUGCAUUGGAAGAUCACGAUGAUUGAUUGAGGAAAAUUGUUUUCCAUAAGUUGCUGUCUUGUAUGAUUAAAAUAUGCUGUCUCAUUUAAGCAUUGGGGUUGUUGUAACCAAUAUGUUAGCCUGGUGUUCAACUUUGGAAUCUUUUGUUGAUUCAUUUUAGAUUAGGCUUUAAACACCGUCUUGACCUUAAAAGAUUACAGCAACUUUGAGGUGUUCUAGCAGGUAGGUUUUUUCUUCUUUUUAGCCAUUAAACUAUUAUGUGGUAUUUAACACCUUGCCGAUAAUUGUUACUGUAAUCUUUGAUUUAUUCGUGCUUGGAAAGGCUCAGUUUGAGUCCAAAUUUGUUAAGUGAUGGAACUAGUGUGGCUUAGUAAAAUGUAAACCAUCUAUUAAUAAUUCUCUUAAAUGAGGAUGGUGGUUGUAUUGCAAUAAGAUGUGCAGAAAAUUUCCUCCCCAUUUGGUUCUCAUUAGAACCGGAAAGAUAUUUUUGUUACCAAAUACGCCA
Molecule: messenger RNA, 1073 nt
Organism: Pistacia vera
Lineage: Eukaryota; Viridiplantae; Streptophyta; Magnoliopsida; Sapindales; Anacardiaceae
Product: protein cornichon homolog 4
Exons: 4
Coding region: 181-594 (137 amino acids)
Biological process (GO): vesicle-mediated transport
Source: RefSeq, a predicted model, not a curated record